Molecule: messenger RNA, 1242 nt
Organism: Entrophospora candida
Lineage: Eukaryota; Fungi; Glomeromycota; Glomeromycetes; Entrophosporales; Entrophosporaceae
Source: the annotation of a GenBank genome assembly
AUGAGACAACCAUUGUUCGUGCAAAAAAAAAUAAUGAAAGGAUAGAAAGAGCCUGUAAGCGUCAAGCAUUAGCUCUUGGUUCUUCCUCUGAAGAAGUCCAUUAUGGAGUAUAUGUUCAACCAGAAGGAAUAGAUAUGGAUCCACAAUCAGCUCAAGCACUUCUUAUAAAAUAUCAAUCAACUAAAAAUGAAAUUUAUUCAUUAAAAAAAAAAUUUAAAAAAUUAAUGGAAAAUUUAGAACAAUUAAAGGUUGUAAUUGCUGAUCCUAUGGAAUUAGAACCUGAAGAUAGAGAAUUGGAAAAUGAAGAAGAAUUAAAUGCUGCAGUUAAUAAAAUUAUUGAUGAAAAUGCUUUGGGAUCAACUAUUUUUAUAUCAACAAAUAAUUACCUGAAGUUGGUACUUUUGUCCCCCUGUAAAAAUUGUGGGUGCCAUAAAAUCAAUGAGAAGAAGUGGCUGGUGAGAUCAUAUGGACUUUAUCUGAAUGUUACCAUUUAUUGUCUUAAAUGCAAAUUCUCAUCAGAAUUAUGUAAUGAAUCAAGUGACAUGAAUUAUUCCAAAGCAAUUUCUGCAACAGGAUUGAUUGCUGGAUUAAAUCAAGAAGAACUAAGAACUGCAUUGGCCUUUAUGGGUGUUACAUCACAACCAUCAAGAGCUUCUUACUGGCAAUAUCAAGGUCAACUUUUUGAUAAAAUUGAAAAAAUGGCAGAUGAUGUUGUAAAUCUAGCCUUAAUUAAGUCCAUUGAAAAGGUUAAAAAUGAAGGCAAAAAAUCAUUGUGUUGUGGGUUUGAUGUUUCUUGGACACAUGUCAGGAAUGCUUAUCAGGCUAGUGGCGAGCUAAUCUUUGAUGGAUUUGUGGAAGGAAUGAGUCAUAAGCCAGUUAUUGUAUACUCAAUUUGUGAAAAACCUCGUAUUGCAACUAAAGAUGGUGAAAAAGUUGUUGUCCAUGAAGCAACUAGAUUAAAGGAGGAUUAUGAAAAUAAAAUGAAAGAACAAAAAAUUGACUUAUCAUUUCCACCAGAUAAUGAUGCUCUGCAUCAGGUUCAAACAGUAGGUUUAUUUAAGCAUCUGUGUGAUGAUCAUAGUAAUUGCUGGGAAAAAGUUUGCUGGCAUGUUAAGAAUCCAGAAUUGGAUUUGAAAACACCCAAUCUAAAAACCUAUUCUGAUAAAGAAAAACAAGAAUUCAAAAAGAUGUUAAUAAAUGUCAUUAAAAAACCAAUUCAGACUACAUUAAUCACUUCAACAU